AGCCCCCCACGGUGCGAGUGUCGGGGAAGAAGGCCGACGGGAUGCUGACCUUGUCGUGCCGCGCGUACGGCUUCUACCCGCGGCCCAUCACCGUCAGUUGGCUGAAGGACGGCAAGAUCAGGGAUCCCGAGACGGAACGGGGCGGCAUCGUCCCCAACGCCGACGGCACCUACUACACCUGGGCGUCCAUCCAGGCGCGCGAGGCCGAGAAGGACAAGUACCGCUGCCGC
This is a messenger RNA of Eurypyga helias (sunbittern), 230 nucleotides long. Its product is annotated as class I histocompatibility antigen, F10 alpha chain-like. The annotation marks the transcript as partial. The transcript has a single exon. Gene Ontology annotation, cellular component: external side of plasma membrane. NCBI's taxonomy places the organism in Eukaryota, Metazoa, Chordata, Aves, Eurypygiformes, Eurypygidae. The record is from RefSeq and is a predicted model, not a curated record. Gene Ontology annotation, biological process: immune response.